AUGGCAGUAUACCGUCGUGUGCGUACGCACUUACGUGGCCUACGAGACCUGCGCAAGUUCGGCUAUAGGCACAAGAACCCCAAAGACGUACUUUCCAUGACACCCGCAGAACUUCGGAAGCUAGAGCAACAUCACUUUCCAAGUCCAGCAAAUAUCUGUCGUCUCACCGGCAUGAGCGAUGAAGAGACUGAACAACAAGCCGAUGCCGCGCGGCGGUGGCUACUGGGUAUGCUCGACUGCCACGACAGAACAAUGACCCGGGAACACGAGAUAAGGAUGUUUAGAUUCGCUGUGGAGAAGCAGAUAGAAGAACAAGAGAAGGACUGGACAGAUCUGGAACGACUAUACAUGGCACUCGCAAACAGCAAUCUCGCAUCGCCGCAAGAGCGAUUGCAGGCAGCUUUCGUGACAGUCCUUCACUUUGACUACCCGCAACGCCGGCGAGAUGUUAGUGAGGUCGCCCAAAAACUGGACGAGCGGCUGAAACGUGCAUCCGACAUGGACGCCGGGAUAGAUGAGACACGCGAGGUUAUACUCGCCAGGACUGAAUUUACCAACGUCGACCAUUUCGCGUGCGCCAUUCCACUUUCACUACUCACCGUCACAGCAGACAACACUUCUGUGGUCGAUGACAAUGCCGGCUGCUGCCCGAUCUGCCAACUCUCAUACACCUCAUUCCAAGACUCCUCUGUCCUACAACUGUUGGGUGACUAUCCAGUGCGAAUCAAGCAGUGCGGUCAUAUCAUUGGGAAGUCGUGUCUAGAGCAGUGGAUGAGGACGCCAAAGAUCGAUGAGGCAAAAUACCCACAUCGCACAUGUCCGUGCUGCCGCGUCAAGAUCGAAGGUGUGAAGUCGCCCUCAAAACCUCGCGGGCUACUCGAUCAUUUGAAGACCGAUCGACGAGCCAUGGAGACAGUAAGAGAGUUGCUGUACGGGUACGACAUGGACCUCGAAGAGUGUCUGAGUGCAAUCAGCGCGUGUAUGAGCGAAGAGAUCGCCUGCGAGGAGAUGGUGGCUGAGCUUGUACGGAAUGGUGGAGAGCAAGACGACCAGAUACUGAAGGACAAACUUGCGAAUCUGGAGAAGGAGAAACGGGCUUGGGGGUUUAGAGGAAAUGGAAUCUGGAAGAGGCUGCGAGAGGAAUGGAUGAACAGCGGUGUUACCCGGAAGGCUUGA
This is a messenger RNA of Alternaria metachromatica, 1176 nucleotides long. RefSeq lists its product as uncharacterized. The transcript has a single exon. The coding region runs from base 1 to 1176 and encodes 391 amino acids. Lineage: Eukaryota; Fungi; Ascomycota; Dothideomycetes; Pleosporales; Pleosporaceae. The record is from RefSeq and is a predicted model, not a curated record.